AUGCCUACUCCUGUUUUGGUCACACCCUUCAACUUUAACCGAGCUAUCCGCCGUCGCCUUCCUGCUGAGGUCCUGGGCUACAUAAUGGAACUUACUACCUAUUCGUCUGGCGAGUUCCCCACCAUGGAUCCCACGGCCGCUCCUCUUGCUUUCACCCAGGUCUGCAGCUACUGGCGCAAGGUCUCCAAAUCCACGCCUUACCUGUGGUCGAGCCAUGCCAUCCCGAACUUCUCGCAGCCUCCAGCAGAUAUGGACGCGUUUCUUCGCGCAGUUGUGGCGUGGAUCCUCAGAAGCGGAGGGCUGGGCUUGAAGCUCAAAGUGGAGACGGACCUGGACGACGAGGACGACGACUCGGGGAGUGUGAGGGCUCUCAUGACGACAUUGAUGUCCCAUUCGCAGCGGUGGAAGGAUGUUUAUCUGGUUUCAAGUCCCGAGAAGUGGAAUCCGGGAUGGUCUCAUUCGCUCGCCACAGCGUGUGGCAAACCUCUGCCACUCCCAAGGCUCGAGACUCUGACACUCGGUCUCCCAUCCCCUGGUACCGAACUUCUUUCCAUGCUCUCGAAUGCCCCUCGCCUUCACUCACUCAAGGCUCACUACCAUCGCCAACACUUCCCGUUGCUCAAUCUCUCAUCCCUCACGCACCUCCAUCUCAUAUCACUUUGCAACGUUGAGGCAGACACUACUCUCCUGCCCGCCCUUCAAAGGUGUACCUCCCUCACCAGCCUCAUUAUUUCCUACAACCGCCUUUGGGACGCUAAUGAUCCCCUCGGCCGCCAAUCCUAUACUGGACCCGGACACACCCUUCACCUGCCCUCCCUUCUCCAUCUCGAGCUAAAUCUCCUCCACUGCACCCCCAUCCUCCACGCAUUCUUUAUCCCCAACCUCCUCACCCUAAAACUGCGCUCCGAGAACAAUGAACACCCGAAUCUACGCGUCGGCUCGCUCAUCUUCCCAAACGUGGAGACGUUCGAGUGUAAGCUCGAGUGCGCAAGCAUACUCGACGCGUUCGUCUUUCCGGACUUGCGCCACCUGAAGUACGCGCAGUCGUACGGGUCGAGGGCGUGGCCUGCUGCGCCGAGGCUGAUCACCUUGUUGAGGAACAGUGCGAAUUCAACCAAGGGAGUAUCUGGGGCCGGGGCGCGGAUGUUCAGUUUGGACGUGAGCUGUGUCCUAGAGGGCAUGACGGUGGUCGAGAUAUUAGGGUUAUGUCCGCAGUUGAGGGUCGCGAAGCUCAGCUCUUCGGGCGCGUCAUAUAUUUUCUGGGCUCUUACCAUGGGCGACCCGUUCUCUGCGUUGAACUUGCUUCCCACUGUCGCUCUUCCUCCUACCUCGGCCACCGCUACCGUCACGCCCGAUCCCGUCCAACAACCCCACUCCCUCUGUCCCCACCUCCGCUCGCUCUCCCUCCGCCGCCUUGGCGAAACCGCCAAACGUUGGGUUCCACGUCAAGCUCCUACGCCGGGGUUGCCAGGGAUUGAUUCAAGGGGCAAAUGGGCGGAUGUUGAUGCGCAGGAGCAGUUGGCGAAAGAGAUGGAGUUGUUUGAAAGCUUUGUGGGCAUGGUGGGGAGUCGUGGGUGGGGCGAUGAUGGUGGGGAUGGUGGGGACGGCGAGGAGGGAGAGGGUAGAAGUGGCGAAAGGGGAGAACGCGAAAUUGGUGAAGACGAGGCUGCGGGUGCAGGUAGUGUGGUGAGGUUGAUGGAGGUGAAGAUGGAGGUGAUGGAUACGACGAUGAAGAUAUUCAAGGAUGUGCAUGUGGAGGUCAUGCAUAGGUUGAAGGGGUACGUCGAGAGCGGAUUCGAGUGUGGUUUGGGGACUUCGUUUGGGGCAAACUCAUCGGCCGUGUGA
Messenger RNA from Stereum hirsutum FP-91666 SS1, 1845 nucleotides. RefSeq lists its product as uncharacterized. The transcript has a single exon. The coding region runs from base 1 to 1845 and encodes 614 amino acids. The record is from RefSeq and is a predicted model, not a curated record. Lineage: Eukaryota; Fungi; Basidiomycota; Agaricomycetes; Russulales; Stereaceae.